Molecule: messenger RNA, 621 nt
Organism: Dioscorea cayenensis subsp. rotundata (Guinea yam)
Lineage: Eukaryota; Viridiplantae; Streptophyta; Magnoliopsida; Dioscoreales; Dioscoreaceae
Exons: 1
Coding region: 1-621 (206 amino acids)
Source: RefSeq, a predicted model, not a curated record
AUGACGGAGUCGAAGGACGAGGCAGUGGAGAGGGACAACCGGAAGCGAGAUGCGAAGACAUUGUGCCUGAUCCAGCAGGCUGUGGACGGGCAGAACCUCGACCGAAUUGCUGAAGCCAAAUCGGCGCACGAAGCUUGGGAGAUAUUGAGAAAACAUUGGGCACAAACUCUCCGACAAGACUUUGAGACGCUCCAAAUGGGUGACGACGAGGGAGUUCAGGCGUACAUCUCAAGUGUUAUCACAAUCACCAACCAGAUCAAGGCUCUUGGGCACAAACUCAAGGAACCUGAAGCUGUGUCCAAGGUGCUUCGGAGUCUAGGGCCGAAGUUCGACUGGGUUGUUGUCGCAAUUGAGGAGUUGAAGGAGAUCGCAAAGCUCGCGUUGGAUGACCUUUGUGGUACGCUGCAAGCUCACGAGGUGAGAGUGAAUCAUGCGGUAGGGAAGGCAGUUGAGAAAGCUCUCCAUGUCAAGAGUGAGCAUCCUAUCACAAACCACAGCAAAGGUGGAGCUGCUGUGAGCUUGUGGGGAGAUGGUAGAGGCCGUGGGAGGUCGUUUGCUCACCGGAGAGAUAAAGCUCGAGGUGGUCGUGGAAGGGGCUUGGAAAACAAAAGCCACAUUUAA